This is a messenger RNA of Durotheca rogersii, 1817 nucleotides long. RefSeq names its product mitochondrial ribosomal protein MRP51. NCBI's taxonomy places the organism in Eukaryota, Fungi, Ascomycota, Sordariomycetes, Xylariales, Xylariaceae. Gene Ontology annotation, biological process: mitochondrial translational initiation. The record is from RefSeq and is a predicted model, not a curated record. Gene Ontology annotation, cellular component: mitochondrial small ribosomal subunit. The transcript has a single exon. Gene Ontology annotation, molecular function: structural constituent of ribosome. Bases 185 to 1621 code for a protein of 478 amino acids.
GACGAUUUGCCGAUUGCAUGACGCUCCGUGGAAAAAUCCACGACGCGCGACGGGAGCUGCCUAGGUACCAACCUACCAACCUUAGACGUCACGUACUAGGAGGUAGGUAGACGGUCGCACACCAGCCCGCAAAGUCUCUGCUCUCAAGACGUUGAGCCCGGUGGCGAGCCCAAAACUCUACGCCAUGGCUGGCCGGAGUGUCUCCCCGGGGGCGGCGCUCCUGCGAUCGUCCCGAAUGUUCUCGAUGCCGGCCCCGAUCCCUGCGCCUCUGGGCGACUUGUCCUCGGCGACGAAACACUACUCCCCAACGGCAACCAUCAGUUUCCCGACCCAUCUCACCGUCACCACUCCCCACUCUUCUCGGAUCGUGGGCGACUGGGGCUUCAAGCGGCCCUUUCCCCUCAAGACCACGACCAAUACUACCCACGCGCUGGUGCGGGUCAAACAGGUCGACGCUGUCGAGCAAGUCACCGACUUCCAAUCCGCCUCGGACCACACCGUCACCUUGUGGAAAUACCAGGAGAUGAACAUGCCCGUUUCGGUGCCGGCCGCGUCCAACUACGACGAAAUGGCUCAGAUUACGGAUCAAAAGUCCGUCUUCGAAGAGGACGGAGACGUGACGGCGUUGGACGACAAGCAAAAGGUUGAGUUGGUGAAUAAGAGGUGGAAGUUCACGGGCCCGUGGCUUGCUGGCAUGCUGGAUGGCGAGUUUAACAAGUACAUCGAAAAGAAGGUGCGGACUCGGCGUUCGGAAUUCCGCGCCUUUCUGAGGGAGACCCUCGCGGCCGAGAUGACGGCGAAGCGGAUGCAGGAAGCCAAGGAGCACGACCCGGGUACGGAACCGGCCGCAGUGUCAGCCAGCGAGAUCAGCGAUGACCUGUUGACGGAAUAUCUGAGGCAUCUGAGGCAAGAACGCGUGACCCUGUACAAGCUUGUCAGCCAGUUCCUCGAUCUCGCGCCCAUUGAUCUGAACACCGCGUAUCACUAUCUUAGUAGUAUGAAGGUCGGGAAGCCCUACGAUUUCGUUCGCGCCAAUCCGUAUGGCUCGAAAGGCCCCCCCAUCACGCACCCCUCUGCUGGCCUCUCCUAUCUGCGUACCCGGAAUUUCCAGGAACAUCACCCAAUUUAUGGGCCCCAAAAAUAUCACACUCCCAUCAAAACCAGAGUCUUAAAGCCAGUUAAUCACACUAUGGCUAGCUUCAAGCCUAGCAUCGGUAUUGCCGGAUUCGUUGGUAGCACGCUUAGUAACGACACGACGUUCAAUGCGAUAAAGCAGAGGAACCAAAACGAAUUCAGCCGGAGCCUUCACGAACUCGAGCUUGUGAAGCAUGGCGGGGCGAAGAUAUAUGUGCAACCUACAUCAGCUACCAUCGAUUCCUCCGGCAGGGUUAUUAUCACUAUAGGAGAAACGAAUCCUCAGGCCGAGCUCGUACAGAGAGAACUCGUCGGGGAGGCGGACGUGUUCCAGCAGGUCGUCAAGAGCUUGUCCCAGCCUGUACCGCGCCAAAACCCUAGAAACACUUGGUCAGGAUAUCAGAAAAGCUCUACGGGCCGUCCCCAAGGCGCUAUGAUCGAUAGCGACGCAGCAAGCUAUGGUUUUGGCUCAACAAUGCCGCGGUGAGAGAACGUCCACCAAUACCGAGCUUACGACAAGGAGGAGGACCGGGGUGGCGACGGCUAGCGAUAAAAGGCGCUGUGCGAUACCUAUGUAGGUACGGCAUGAUAUUCAAAGCCCUAGACGUUGCAACAUAAAAUUUCUGUACAUAAUAGGUAGAACAUAUACUCAUACAUAUAUAUUACGCCUUACAAGUCCUCUA